Messenger RNA from Physcomitrium patens, 3651 nucleotides. RefSeq names its product putative leucine-rich repeat receptor-like protein kinase IMK3. Lineage: Eukaryota; Viridiplantae; Streptophyta; Bryopsida; Funariales; Funariaceae. Gene Ontology annotation, molecular function: ATP binding; protein kinase activity; protein binding. The record is from RefSeq and is a predicted model, not a curated record. Gene Ontology annotation, biological process: protein phosphorylation.
GUGGCAGCGAUGGUGGGGUGUGGGGAUGACGGAUCCGUCCGUUAGCCAGCACACUCGAUGCGUCGUCACAGCAGCUGGAGACCGUCUCAUUUCAUUAGGGUGUGUUCGCCAGUGCGUCAGUUUAGAGUUCGUUUCGAGCCGCGCCCCUCGUAUUUUGCGCCGUUGUGGGUCUGGAGGGAGGGAGCUGCAAGCGUGUCUAGGGAGAGCUAGAGUGCGGCUGUGGGGGAGAGUUUUCACGCUGCAGCUGCAGUGAAGAGUGUUGCCGGCGCGGUUCUAGGAAUAGUCUCGGUCGUGAUCUCUUUGGAUUGUGGAAUAUUUUGGGUUCUGGUGCUUCUGACCGUUGCAAAUUGGGGGUGGGGGUGUUGCAGGUGGUAGUUAAUCUCUUCCGAGGGAAGUGUGUGGGAGGGAUGCGUUUCUACCGUUGGUCGCGUGGGAGGCUCGGUUGAUCGUGGUUGAAUUCAGCUGUCUUGUUUGUUAUGUACAUUUCGGCAACUGGCGAGGAUAGUUUAUUCACUGUUUUGCGUGGAGCGGGGACAGUGUGUGUAUGUGUGUGUGUGAGUUUUAGCUGUUAAUUUGCGCGUGUGGUCACUGUAGCUCUCUCCUCCGUGCGUGAACGCUUUACUUCGGAGGUUGCUGUUUCCUCGACAUGCACACCGUGUGUUCCAGUGAUACCACGUCUACAUUAGAACCUUGCAGUAUCCUUCCCCCGUAGUUUCGAGGGUCGAGCAGGAGUUUCACAUUUCGUUAAGCUCUUAAUGUCCUGGAGUUGCAAUAAUGUCCGUCGUGGUAGUGCUUUGACAAGCUGAAAUCGCAGCUUAGGUCCGUGUUGUUUGUGUAGCCUACGUACGUGUUGCAAAUUCUGCUGCGAGAUCUGCCUUGAGGUAGUUGUGGGGGAGCUGAUAAGUGAAUUAUGUGCCAAGCUGUUCUCCAGCUGUAGCACUUAGGAGUGUUUCAAAAUUGGAUGUAGUUGGCCGUAAUGGUUUCCCAUAAGCAGCCAAAUAUAUGGAACCUGUGGGCAGGAUGGCGGAUCGUUCUCUUCUUGCUGCUCAUUCACCUAAUUGCAGCCCAAGACCCGGACCAGCUACCGAACACAGAUGGCAUACCCGCGUCUCCGCAGGAAGUCUUGGCCUUGCUCAGGAUUAAGCGUGCAUUAGUUGACCCUCGCAAUGUCUUGGCAAGCUGGAAUGAGAGUGGAUUGGGAUCAUGCGAUGGCACUUGGUUAGGCAUCAAAUGUGCUCAAGGGCGCAUUAUCUCCAUUGCGCUUCCAUCGAGGCGGCUUGGUGGUUCCAUUGCCACUGAUGUUGGCAGCCUCAUAGGUCUUCGGAAGCUCAACUUCCACCAUAAUAACAUCACUGGAGCCAUACCAGCCUCUCUGGCCACUAUUACCUCUUUGCGGGGGGUUGCAUUGUUUAAUAACAGGUUUACAGGCCCAAUACCGACAGGUUUCGGAGCUUUGCCACUUCUACAAGCUUUCGAUGUGUCCAACAAUAAUCUCUCCGGGUCUCUUCCUGCGGACUUGGCCAAUUCGCUCGCGUUCAACAUUCUCAAUCUUAGUGGUAACAACCUGACUGGUUCAAUACCAUCGGAGUAUGGCGCGUUUCGGGGACAGUAUCUAGACUUGGGGUCUAACAGCCUCAACGGGCCUCUACCCGGGACGUGGACAUCCACAAGACUAGUGGAGUUGCAUGUGGGCAACAACCAGCUCACUGGUAUCCUUCCGGAGGGGCUGGGAAACGUGCACACCCUUAAGGUUCUGAGCAUUGCGAACAACAAUCUGAGUGGAACUAUUCCCUCGACCUACGUCAAUCUCACUUCUCUAGAAACCUUCGACAUGCGGGUGAAUAACGUGAGUGGUGAGUUCCCCUCCGGAUUCGGGAGCUUGCCGCUCACCAGCCUGAAUGUUACUUACAACAGGCUCAGUGGCCCUGUCCCUACCUUUGUUACUGCUUUCAACAUAUCCUCCUUCAAACCUGGAAACGAGGGGCUGUGUGGAUUUCCAGGUCUGUUAGCUUGUCCUCCUUCAAGUCCUGCACCGUCGCCCGUCAUAGCAGAAGGAGCCGGAACUAGAGGGAGACGACUAAGUACCUUGAGUAUUGUUUUCAUUGCUCUCGGUGGUGCGCUGACUUUCAUUUUGCUGGUGACGAUGAUCAUAACGCUAUGCUGCUGCUGUAGAGGCGGAGGGGCAGCUGCCGCGGGUGGCGACAAGCCUGAGAGGUCUCCCGAACGAGAGGGUGAAGCUGGAGGCAAACUGGUCCAUUUCGAAGGACCGCUCCAGUUCACAGCUGAUGAUCUUCUAUGUGCAACAGCUGAAGUGUUAGGGAAGAGCACAUAUGGUACUGUAUACAAGGCUACCUUAGAAAAUGGUAGCCAUAUCGCAGUGAAGCGUUUGCGUGAGGGUAUCGUGAAGUCCCAAAAGGAUUUCACCAAAGAGGUAGACGUCCUCGGCAAGAUUAGGCAUCCAAAUUUGCUAUCUUUGAGGUCCUACUACUGGGGUCCUAAGGACGAGAAGCUCCUUGUGUACGACUACAUGCCCGGUGGAAGUUUGGCUGCAUUUCUGCAUGCUAGAGGACCUGAAACAUCUUUAGAUUGGGCCACUAGGAUUAGGGUAGCAGAGGGAGCCUGCCGGGGACUUCUGCAUCUUCACAGUAACGAGAACAUCGUCCACGGGAAUUUGACGGCGUCCAAUAUUCUUCUUGACGCAAGGGGUCCCGCCAUAACUGCCUGUAUAUCAGAUUUUGGCCUUUCACGCCUUAUGACUCCAGCUGCGAAUGCCAAUGUAGUUGCUACUGCUGGAUCACUUGGUUAUCGUGCCCCUGAGCUAACCAAACUAAAGAAAGCAACAACGAAAUCUGAUGUUUACAGUUUUGGUAUUGUAUUGCUGGAGCUUCUAACUGGCAAGGCACCUCAGGAUGUGAGCACCACCGAUGGGGCCAUUGAUCUACCUGACUAUGUGGCCGGCAUAGUUAAGGAGAAUUGGACAGCAGAGGUUUUUGACUUAGAGCUGAUGAAAGGUGCUGCGGCACCUACCGAGGAGGAGUUAAUGACAGCAUUGCAAUUAGCUAUGCGAUGCGUGUCUCCUUCUCCAUCAGAGCGUCCAGACACCGAUGCAGUUAUCCGAUCUCUGGAGGAGUUGCGAUCGAGUGAGCGUUUCCAGUCCCCUCGAACGCACUCAGAAGGGACUUCAGUCUGAUUCUUUCAAUUCCUUGGCGAUACAUCUUUUGAAUCCCUUGAUGCCUCUCUGCUCUCUACACCUGUACAUUUUACGUUGCACACAAGCUAUUGUUGUAGUCUGUGAAAGGGUGAAGACCUCAGAAUCUAUCUCAGUAGAUCCAGACUAAUGCAACCUGGUUUUAAACUUGCCGCCUCAGCAUGUGUAGGAGCCAAUCUAAUCUCAAGCCCAGCUGGAACCUCGUCGUGCACCUAGUUCGCAGCAUUGAGGUCCUAAUUUUGGUCGAAGGGUUGGAGUAGAUUGAGUAGUACAGGUAAGUAAGUCCAGAAGACUUUCGAUCUGAACAUGCUGAAGCAAUGUACAUAGGGAGGAGAGGAGAGUUGAUACCUUUUGAGGGAAUUUGAUAGCUCAUUCUUCGAAAUAAGCUUGUAACAUUACAUGUGAUUUUUCACUUGCAUAACUUGUGCAAAAUCUUCCCGUAA